This is a messenger RNA of Hyaloperonospora brassicae, 4500 nucleotides long. NCBI's taxonomy places the organism in Eukaryota, Oomycota, Peronosporomycetes, Peronosporales, Peronosporaceae. The record is from the annotation of a GenBank genome assembly.
AUGUUUGACCUGGAGGUGGUCCGGCGGGUGGGGUUCUUCGGUGCGCUCUGGACGCUGCAAUGCUGCGCCAACGUACUUGGCGCCAUCUCUCGCGACGCCAUUUUCCUCCGGUCCUACGCGGCUUCCAGUGUCGCGGCACUCACGUUGGCGCUGUCGCUGACCACAGCGUACGCGCUGACGGCAGCGACGCAGCUAAUGGCCACGUUGAUCGCCCGUCGUGUUCGUCCUGGCGUCCUCUACGCCAUCAGUCCGAUGGUUUUAGCCUCGGGGCUACUAGCGCUAAGUGCGUUGUCUCUCGCUGCGCCCUCAUUGGCUCGAGCGACCUCUGUGCUGAUUUACUUGUGGCUGGAAGUGGCGAUCCAAUGGCUGACGCAGCAAUUUUGGGAUCUAUGUGCCAAAGCGUUUGACGUGGCUGAGUCGAAAAAGUGGUUUGGCGUAAUUACGUUCGGGUCGACGUUUGGCACGCUACUGGCGAGUUUCGUGGUCCUGCCAGCACUUCAAGGCCGACGUUUGUCGACCGAGUUCAACUUGCUGGUUUCGGCUGGGAUGCUGUUUCUCGUUGCGGGCGUUUUGCUUGUCUCGGCUGAACGCUUUACAGCAAUGAACGCGGCACGACGUGGUGGUGGAGCAGAGAAAAAGAGCUGCCAGGCUCCGAGUCGAGAGUCAGCACCUUCGCUGUCGUCGAUGGCGAUUGUACGCGAUAUCCAGGCGAGGACGUACGUGCAGUACAUCUGCCUCUUUGACAUGGUAGCAACAGUUAUGCGGGUGCUGGUAGACAAUACAACGCUGUCGGUGUUAUCGUUGCAGCCGGAAGAAGAAGUGCAGGCCUCGUUGUCAAUGAUCAAUGGACUGCAAAGUUUUUUCAUGAUUCCGAUGCAACUAGCGUCGGGAUCGUUCUUCACGCGUUUUGGCGUCAUGUACGGCAUUGCGAUGCUACCAGUGACCAUAUUGUUGUUCGGAGCCUCCACUUCGAUGUCGACGUCAGUCUACUUGUUGAUCUUCACACGAGCACUGUACAACGCCGUAUCGCAGGCAAUCUUUAAUCCAGCAAGACAAUUGCUGUGGCUGCCACUAAAUGAGAUGGAGCGGAGUCGUUUCCAGAACUUUGUAUGCGGCCCGUUUCGCUCGGUAUCCCGUAUUGUCGGCGCAAUGCUUUCGAUGUUUCUGAGAGCAAAGUUGGUGACGCAAUAUAUCGGGCCAUCUUCCUCAAGCACCAUAAUGAUUGCGACGUCAGCAGCAUCGUUUGUUGCCGCCUUAGUAGCGAGGCGGUCGUACACAUCAGAGUUCUACGCUUCGUUGCGACAGGGGUAUCUGGAUUUGACAUCGCCCUUCAUUGACUUUACACCGGACCAGAUCGUGUUGGUGAAGGAAAUGCUGGUGAAGGGAGAGCAGCAACAAGCCAACUUCGUGUUGAGCUCGUUAUCUCACGUGCAUAUCGGCCUCUUUUCUCGGGAACUUCGAGCACUUUUUUACAAGAAAACCGACGAUGAUGUAUCCCUCACGCCGAUGCACACAAAGCUGCGCAUACUGAACAUCCAUACGGCAGCAAAGCGAGAGUUUGUGCUGAAUGCACAAGAAUCGUACUUGCUCCCAGACGCAAGCGCGUUUCCCGCCGAGAUCUUUGACACAAUGGACCUUAUGAUGCUUGUCAAAGACAAAUCGGUUGCAGCACCACGCCAGGUACGAGUUGCAGCAAUCCUGGCAUGCGGCUACGAAAGAUUUAGCUUGAGCGUAGACCAGUGCUUCGAGAUGCUUCGCAAGCUGCUACAUAGCGGCGAAACGGACAAAUCUAUGGUGGUAUGUGCUGCGGUGGCUUUGCUGCGUCUAUCGGACUGGAUGGAUGAAGAAUCGAAUGUCAUUCUCCAGCGACUGCUUCACGAAGAAAGGGUUCCGGAGGUGCGAGUGGUUGGCUUAAAGAUCAUUGGUAGAGAGGUACCAGAGCUGCUCGGUGAUGGCUUUCUGGUGUACUUGCUUCACCACUUGUCGACUCGAAUUGUCGAGGCAGCUGUCCAGUGUUGCUCAAACAGCUCUCGCAACUCUAGGAUGCUUAUCCCGGCCCUGAUGAAGCACCUUUCAAACCCAGUGAUAUGCGCCCAAAUUGUAACAGCUUUGAAGGGCUUUGAGCCAGCUGCCUUGUGGAAACCGCUGUGCCAAUACACGGAAGCGAUGUUACAACUACCCACGUAUUCUGUGAGCAAUGCGUCAGCUUCGGGCCAGAUCCAUAACAAGAGAGAGGGGCUAGCCGGUGCACUCAAAGUUCUUGACAGUGCCAAUUUUCCGGUUGAAGACAAACUAGACUUCCUGAUGCACUUGUUUGAGGCGAUAAUGGUGGCACCCGACUUGCCGAAAGAGGAGGCUAGCCACGCGGACGUUUUGCACAACCUGUUUGAGAACGAUACGGUCAUGGAUGAGCUAGUCGUGGACGCUCUGCUAACACUGAUCGGAUCGAUGGACGAGAAGGCGAUGAGUACGUCUGCGCAGAAGAUGGAGCCCAUUCACUACGCGCUCAGUUUGAAGAUCCGCGAGGCGCACAAAAUGCGCCAUGUUCUCGACCUCUUUUUCCAGAUUUGCCAACGAACGGCGACGAAUGUUGAGGAAACGUCCCCACUGUUGCUACAGCACGUUGAACAUAGUCUAAAGGACACGCUUCGGCUACUGCUGAAGCUACUUUCGACUGGAUUUCCAAAAGAGUUCGAUGUUGCUGUACUUCUCGAAGGCUUGCGGUCGGAUCUGGGCGAAGUGCAUUCUGCCAUUCAGGAAGUGCUUGAGAAUUUGCUUCCUUCGUCGUACAAAGGACUAGUGCUCCCUUUGCUGUUUCCAAAACUGUCAACCACGAACGCUGCAUCAAAGAUGACGCAAAGCGUUGUAGAAUUGUUUGGGGAGAAAGGUGGAGUCGACAUCUUGCUGGAUGUCAUGAAGCAGCAGGAAAUAAAUCUGGAGCUGUCAGCUCUCGCUCUCCAGUACUUUCUCCAUGUGGCUGCAGAUCAUGCUGAACACCUCGAUGAUGGAGCAAAACUGACAUUUUUAGACUAUGUAGUGCCAAGUCUGCUUCACCACGAGCUAACGAAGGAGCUGUUGGUUGAGACCUAUCACAGCCGUCCCGAUGUCCUCGCGUACGAGUCUCUUGCCGUUCUGAAAGAUUGCAAGCCUCCGCUACUUUCCAGAAUCGCGGUCGCAAACUGUCUUCGCGCGUCAUCGCUGUUCGAGAACAUUUGCGCGACUAAUAUUCUGCGAGUCAUAUCGCAUCGUUUUGUUCCGAUUGCUGUGGAACGUCGAGACACGUUUGCAGUCGAGGGUCAAGUCGCUUCAGCCAUGUACGUUGUUGCCAAGGGCACUGUCCAGCUCCACAAGCAGCAACGAAUUUUAGCAGAGCUAGGAUUCGGUGCAUGCAUUGGUCAAGCUGCCCUGAUGCGACACUCGCUCUAUGCUGGAACCCAUAUCUCCUCCGCUACGGCGAUGGAAGACUGCGUCCUCCUUAGCAUAUCGCGGGGAGAUCUCGACUCCUUGAUAAGGGAAACACCACAAGUAUCCAGAGGCGUGCUGAAAGCGGUGGCCUCAUCGCUUCGGCUGCUCUACCUUGAGCCGCUUGGCGCCAUUGCUCAAUCGGGCAGCCUUCCUCUUCGUGACCGAAGGGGUUCACUGACCACGGCGAUGACGCGUUGGAAUACUGAUGCAGACCGCCGGAUGCUCAAGAUGACGGAGUCGAUAACAUCGCAUAUGAAGGCAGCGCUCUAUGUCGACCGGGCAACUAAAUCGUUUCUAUAUAACGUUGGCCGAUCGCGGACUACACCACACACAGUACCAUCAUCGGCGCCAGGAGACAGAGCAAGGCACCGUAGCUUUUGCGACUCGCAACUGAAACAACGGAGGUCGAGCUACGGCACGCCAGCACUAAGAGGAUUGCUCAUGCUCUCCGACCCUGCCGUCUAUACGACGUUUGAGAAGUCAAUCCACUUGAAGGCAUCUCACUUGAUGCGAGAUUUAGACGACGACAAGGUCGCGCUGGUAGCUCAGGUAUCCCGAGUCGUGGUACUUCGGCACGGUGACCUGCUCUAUUCCAGUGACGCAAAGGUGGAGUUUGUGUACGUCAUCGUUGACGGCACAAUUGAGAUGACGCAUUUGCAGGGUGAAUGGGGCGCUGACUCGGAACUGGCUGUGCCCGCUUCAGCCAAACUCCAUCACGGCGCUUGUUUUGGAGCAGAGGCGUUUGUACCCAACGCAACUGCACGCGAUUCAUUUUCAGCGGUUGGCCGAUGCACGCUUUUUAAAAUUGCUGCCAAGGAUCUUGCCGAUUUGAGCGAGCUACACCACGAUAUCAUGCACGUCAUCUUGGCGUGGCUAUCGCAAACGUUGGCCGAGUUGACGAAUUCGAUGAUCGCACCUCUCCUGUCUCCAACCACUAUCCUCGCUGCCUCAUCGCUUGGGCUCGGUAAAGAUGACGAGAAGAUCUUUUCGGAGCUGACAAAUCGAAAAGGCAAACGGCGGUCAGGGACGGAUUAG